Messenger RNA from Hypomesus transpacificus, 7487 nucleotides. It is a transcript of the gene atp10a, whose product is annotated as ATPase phospholipid transporting 10A. Gene Ontology annotation, molecular function: ATP binding; ATP hydrolysis activity; ATPase-coupled intramembrane lipid carrier activity. Lineage: Eukaryota; Metazoa; Chordata; Actinopteri; Osmeriformes; Osmeridae. Bases 276 to 4811 code for a protein of 1511 amino acids. The transcript has 21 exons. The record is from RefSeq and is a predicted model, not a curated record. Gene Ontology annotation, cellular component: plasma membrane. Gene Ontology annotation, biological process: phospholipid translocation.
AAGUAAAUCCCUGCAGGUUACAGAUCGUCGAUUGAGGUGAGCGUGUUUCUGUGCCUCGCUACUCGCUUUCAAAGCAUCUUCACUCGCAACAGGAAAAAGACAAUAAAAGUUUCUUCUGCUUAAACCGUAGAGGGAAUGGAAAAAGUCGAGGAUGUGAGUAAAAAGGAUAAACCUGCUUAAAAGGAACGAUGCAAUUCUGCGGAAACAAAACAGCAUGAUAACGUAGGCUACUUUCAGACAACGGACAAGAAAAGUUUGGAAGUUUGAGGCAAAGUAUGGCGCUAGAUGUUGGAGAAGCUGAAGCAACCAAAGGUUCAAAAGUUAAAAAGCAGAGAAAGAAGAAAAACAAGAAGGAAAACAAAGCCAGAACUGUUCACUCAAAUAUAUUGUAUGAUAACGCGAAAGGAGAGGACAAUCCAAACAGACACUAUGCAAACAAUAAGAUUAAAACGACCAAAUACACAUUUCUUUCGUUUUUACCGAAGAAUCUGUUCGAACAGUUCCACAGGUUUGCGAACGUGUAUUUUGUUUUCAUCGCAUUGUUAAACUUUGUUCCCGUUGUCAAUGCAUUUCAACCAGAACUGGCAUUGGCCCCUGUGGUCUUCAUUUUAUCUGUCACCGCUAUCAAAGAUCUAUGGGAAGAUUACAGAAGACACCGAUCUGAUAAAGAAAUAAAUCACAUGGAUUGUCUGGUAUACAGCAGACCAGAGAGGCGGUACGUGGAGAAGUUCUGGAAGGAGGUGCGCGUGGGAGACUUCAUCAGGCUGCGCUGUAAUGAGAUCCUUCCUGCCGACGUCCUGCUCCUCAGCUCCAGCGACCCGGACAGGCUGUGCCACAUCGAGACGGCCACCCUGGACGGCGAGACCAACCUCAAGCAGAGGCAGGUCGUCCGCAGCUUCAUCGACCUGGAUUGUGACUUUGACCCUUCGAAGUACAACAGCGUAAUUGAAUGUGAGAAACCAAACAACGACCUGAACCGUUUCCGUGGCUACAUUGGACAUCGCAAUGGGAGAAGGGAUGGGCUGUACAAGGACAACCUGUUGCUGCGAGGCUGCACCGUCCGCAACACCGAGGAGGCCGUGGGGAUCGUGAUAUACGCAGGUCACGAGACCAAAGCCAUGCUGAACAACAACGGACCGCGCUACAAGCGCAGCAAGCUGGAGAGGCAGAUGAACGUGGACGUGUUCUGGUGUGUCAUCAUCCUGCUGAUCAUGUGCCUCCUUGCGGCCAUAGGUCACGGGUUGUGGAUGUUUCAGUACGGAGAUAAGAGGCCCGUGUUUGACGUUCUCAGUCCUGAGGGAACCGACUUAUCGCCCGCCCUGUCGGCCAUCUAUCUCUUCCUCACCAUGAUCAUCGUAUUUCAGGUGCUGAUCCCCAUCUCGCUGUUCGUGUCCAUCGAGAUCGUGAAGAUCUGCCAGGUGUUCUUCAUCCACCAGGACGUGGACCUGUACGACGAGGAGACCGACUCGCAGCUGCAGUGCCGGGCCCUGAACAUCACUGAGGACCUGGGCCAGAUGCAGUACAUCUUCUCAGACAAGACCGGCACGCUGACGGAGAACAAGAUGGUGUUCCGCCGCUGCACGGUGGCCGGGGUGGAGUACUCCCACGACGCCAACGCUCGGAGACUAGCCAUGUACCAGGAGCUGGACUCUGAGGAGGAGGAGUGUGUGUCCCACGGUGGCACCCUGCCCAGACGCGACAGCGUCACCAGCCACCAGAGCGCCAAGGUGGUGCUGCGCUCCCAGAGCACAAAGUCCCAUCGCCGGACGGGCAGCCGGGCUGAAGCCAAGCGGGCCAGCAUCCUGUCCAAGCACACGGCCUUCAGCAGCCCCAUGGAGAAGGACAUCACCCCUGACCCUCAGCUGCUGGACAAGGUCAACGAAGGCAGCAGCCAGAUGGACUUCAUGCGUUUCCACAGCCAGCCUCUCUCCCAGCUGCCCUCUGACCUCUGCGACAUCAACGACUUCUUCAUCGCUCUCACCAUCUGCAACACAGUGGUGGUGUCGUCCCCCAACCAGCCCAGGCAGAAGGUGAGGAUGCGGUUCGAGCUGAAGAGUCCGGUGAAGACCAUCGAGGACUUCAUCAAGCGCUUCACCCCCAGCCGGCUCACCUCCUCCAACAGCAGCAGCUCCUCCAGCCUGCUGGCCGAGCGCUCCGCCCGCCGGGGCGCGUCCGGCGCCAUGCCCUCGCCGUCCUCCGAGAGCACGCUCACCAAGCUGGACGAGGGGGAGGGGGGGGAGGGCGGCGGCGUCGGCGGCGAAGGAACGGACGCCAACGCCUUCAGCCCCGCCCCCCCCACCUACGACGCCAAGCCGGCGCCCGUCGAGGAGGGCGAGCUUCGCUACGAGGCGGAGUCCCCAGAUGAGGCGGCGCUGGUGUACGCGGCGAGGGCCUACAAGUGCUCCCUGGUGGGCCGUCUGCCGGAUCAGGUGACCGUGGAGCUGCCUCACCUGGGGAAGCUGAGCUUUGAGCUGCUGCACACGCUGGGCUUCGACGCCACCAGGAAGCGCAUGUCGGUGGUGGUGCGCCACCCGCUGACCAAUCAGAUCACCGUCUACACCAAGGGAGCCGACUCAGUCAUCAUGGACCUGAUCAGGCCUCCGUCUACAGAUGAUUCCAAAGGAAAGCGCCAAAGAAAGAUUCUCUACAAGACCCAGAACUACCUGAACCUCUACGCGGCCGACGGGCUACGCACGCUGUGCAUCGCAAAAAAGACUCUAACCAAGGAGGAGUAUGCCGCCUGGUUGCGGCGCCACCUAGAGGCCGAGACGGCCCUCCAGGGCCGAGAAGAGCUGCUGUUUGACUCGGCUCUGCGCCUGGAGACUAACCUCCAUCUCCUGGGUGCGACGGGUAUCGAGGACCGUCUUCAGGACGGCGUUCCGGAGACCAUCGCCUCCCUGCGCAAGGCCGGACUCCAAAUCUGGGUGCUGACGGGGGACAAACAGGAGACGGCCAUCAACAUUGCCUACGCCUGCAAGCUGCUGGAACCCGAGGAGGAGAUCAUCACUCUGAACGCCGACUCCCAGGAGGCCUGUGCUGCGCUGCUCGAGGAGAGCCUCCACUACAUCCAGGCCAAGUUCCUGUGCCCCUCCCCGGGGGAGGCGGCCGGGGCCUUCCAGCACGACUUCCCCCUCUUCGACCUCUCCCCUCCCCCCUCCUCCUCUGCCUCCUCCCAGGCCGCGCCCGUCCUGGUGCACCGCCUGGGGCUGGUGAUCGACGGGCGCACGCUGGCCUACGCCCUGGACCGCAGCCUGGAGGACAAGUUCCUGGCCGUGGCCCGAAGCUGUCGCUCGGUGCUGUGUUGUCGCUCCACGCCCCUGCAGAAGAGCAUGGUGGUCCAGCUGGUUCGGAACAAGCUGAAGGUCAUGACCCUGGCCAUAGGUGAUGGGGCUAAUGAUGUCAGCAUGAUCCAGGUGGCGGAUGUGGGCGUGGGCAUCUCGGGACAGGAGGGCAUGCAGGCUGUCAUGGCCAGCGACUUCUCCCUCCCGCGUUUCCAGUACCUGCAGAAGCUGCUGCUGGUCCACGGACAUUGGUGCUACUCCCGGCUGGCCAACAUGAUCCUCUACUUCUUCUACAAGAAUGCAAUGUUCGUGGCCCUGGUCUUCUGGUAUCAGUUCUACUGUGGCUUCUCCGGCUCGGCCAUGAUCGACCAGUGGUAUCUCAUCUUCUUCAACCUGAUGUUCUCGGCGUUCCCCCAGCUGGUCACGGGCACGCUGGACAAAGACGUCUCCUCCCAGACGCUCCAGGAACUACCUCAGCUCUACAUGAACGGACAGAACUCAGAGGAAUACAAGCCAUACAUGUUCUGGAUGAACAUGAUCGAUGCCUUCUACCAAAGCCUCAUCUGUUUCUUCAUCCCUUACUUUGCCUACGCUGACUCCGAGGUGGACCUGCUGACGUGGGGGACCCCCAUCACCACGCUGGCCCUGCUCACCAUCCUGCUGCACCUGGGCGUGGAGACCAAGACCUGGACGUGGAUGAACUGGCUGUCCAUCGGCUUCAGCGUGGCCCUGUUCUUUGCCGUGUCGCUGUGCUACAACGCCUCCUGCCCCUCCUGCUACUCCCCGUCCAACCCCUACUGGACCAUGCAGAGGCUGCUGGGAGAACCCCUCUUCUACCUGCUGUGUAUCGUUACUCCUGUGGCCGCUCUGCUGCCCAGAUACUUCUACAGGGCGUGUCAGGGCUCGCUGUUCCCCAGCCAGGUCCAGGUUGGCCGGCAGCUGGACCGCCUCCCAGCCGAGACCCGCCGGAACAUUCUCAGCCUGAGCGGCUUAGCCGUGGGCGCCCGCUACGCCCUCCGACCCUCCCUCUUCCCCUUCCCCGGCGACUCCUUCCCGAAAGACUGCGGCCUCGGAGGCCGGGGCGGCCUCGGCUGUUCCAAGAGCCCCCUGGAGGAGAGGCCGGCGAGGCCGCAAGGGAAGGCCACCAGCGGCCUGGCGGGGCUCAGAGACAACGACCUCAGCCUCACCGAUCCCUUCACCCUGGCCUCCACAGAGACCGACACGCUCCCGUACACCAAGGAGGCCCCCAGGCCCGCCGAGCGCCACCAUUCCCCGGCUAAGCACGCGGCCAGCGACGUGGACGCCAGUCUGGACCUCUCCCGCCUCAGUCUGUCCGGCUGGAUCACCUCCACGCCUCUGCUCAGCCCGGCAGAGAGCGUCCAGCUCACAGUGCCCCCUGCUGGGGGGAAGCAGAGCGCCACCUACAGGAGGGACUGUGAGGAGAGGCCGGGGGCCGACCACGCGGUGCUGGAGCCAGGGCCACAGGCCUCACGCGGCCCCAGGGACUUGCUCCAAACCAGCUUACUAUGAUGGCUCACCAUCUGUACUACGUUACACUAACCAUCUGAUUUGCACGAUAGCUUUAUUGAAUUUUUAUAUUUUUUGGAGAUAUUUUAUAAAGUUAUAAAAGAUUUGUAGGUACUCGACGUUUGUAUUUUAGAUGUAUAAAGUGAAGCAGAGUUAGUCGCUCUGACUGGGGAGAUUAUCAAACUGGACGGUCGCUUUUUGGGAGUUGGAACUCUGCAGGGGUAUUGGAAAGAUGUCUUGCAAAUUGCAGAGGAUUUCUGCUUUCAACUAAAGCAUACCAAAGGCAUUCCAUUUCCAGCUUGUAUAGAUAUAUUUUGAAGUCUCUCUCUCUCUUUUUGUAUAUCUCUCUUUCUCUCUCUUAUAGAGAGAGUACAGUUAUUUCCAUGUGUCUUUGAUGGGAGAAGGAAUCUGUGUUUCAGCUGCACAAUGUUUAUUCCUUGAGCCAGGUCUGGGAGUGAAUCCAUUCAUCUAUGUCCAGAUUCACAGUGGCCUUGCUCUCCGAACUAUCCUUUUCAAUGUGCCUUUUAUGCUCCAACCCAGAUUAGCCUCGACGCUGUGGUGCGUCCGUUCGGAAGAUUCCACGUGCCUUUUAUUUCCCACCAACUGUUACUGGAAGCUUCCCUGUGGUUCUGGUGAGAGAAAGGGGGUCCGUUUUGUUCCGUGUUCAACCCACCUUGGUUGUAGUUUUUGGAGGACGGCGUCGGAGCAGGACUUAUCGAGGCUUUUGCCAUUACUUGAAACUGUAUCACACGCGUGCUGUGUUGAGGGGCUUCGCUUCAAAGCACAUCUAGGUCUCGACACAGGCCCUUUUGUUUUAUAUAACCGUGUGAAUGUCACUCAGUUCCUUGAAUUUGUCAGUUUUCACCUCUUUAUGGCUCCGCUGACCUUAAGUGCAUUCCAUGAAGUAUUUAUAUAAGCUACAGUCUUAACGGUAGAAGCAGUAAUUUUGCAGCAGUACAAAACAUAGUUCUUCUCAUCUGGUUCUCCUCAAUCUCCUCCUGUGCUGUUUCUAUGGAGACAUGUAGUCCUUUACAAAGCCAAGUGAUGUUGCCCUUGUGAGAGACCCUAAGAUGCCUCUGAGUUACUGUCCUGAGCACAGCGAGGUCACUUCUGUGUUCCAAGUCUUCACUCCUUUACACAGUGUGCGUGGGGGUGCACGUGUGUUUGAGUGCGUGUAUGUGUGUGUUGAGGGUCAGCUGGAGGUUCACACACUGCAGUAGAACUGUAAGUUGUAAUAAUAAGUUUAUAGUUUAUUUUUUUACACACAUCUCAACCAAUACACACAGUUAACUGUUGUCCCAAAUCCAGCAUUCCAAAGGACCUAGAGGGUGUGACCUUUGACUUAUGAUUGUUAAUUUUGUUGUUUUUCUGCUACCCACUGCUCCUUCCCAGAUAGAAUCCAAAGUUGCACUACGGAAUUUUCUGGCGAUUUGGCAGCCAAUGAAAACCCGGCCUGACCAUGAGUACCAUGAGCAACAUUUUAUGGAAGAGCAUUCCAAGUACCUUGAGCAGAUGGCUUCAAAAGGAUCAUGUCUAAAAUAUCAAUGCAAGUUCUCUGUUUCCAGUGUGUACUUACUCUGAAUUUAAGCAGCCAAGUUUGUUACGUAUUCUUCUCUUUCCUACCAAAGAUUCUUGAUAUAUAUCCUAUCUCAAAAUGUAUACUGUUUUUUUUUUAUUUAUUUUUUUUUUUUUUUUUUAUCAUGUUCAGUUACAAAAGUAAUUGUUUCUAACUAUGCACUCACAUUGGUGUUGUUUAGUUAAGGUAAAUGAAACCAUGUUCAGCCAUACCAUGAUGCUUACAGUUACCCAGGGAAAAAUAAUUAAAAAAGUGCUUUUUCCAAAAAAUUCAGGGUUGUACCAAGCAGUGCCUGUAAAGCCUUUUAGCUGCUUGUUAUGAUGCUAUGUUAUGAUGCUAUAUAAUGAUAUGUCCAAAUCGGUUCUGACAGUAUCAUCUCUUGAAGUGUUCGAUGGACCAACUGUUAUCCAGUCCAUCAGGGUGUAUUUCCCUAAACAGUAAUGUUCCUCAACACUGGAAAAGGUAUUCCUCAUUAAAGACUUUGAUACUUACCAUGACCAAGAUAACGCUAAGAUAAUUUAGCUGCACAUCCAUAAAGAUUUUUAAUCCAUCUCUUUUUUUGUGUUUUAUUUUUAAAUGGUCACCUGUUUCACAGUGUAAGUCUCCAGUAUAACAUCCAUGUUUUGAUGGAUGUGUUGCUGUUAUCGGCUGCUGUCUCCUCUCUUCUCUUUGCUGUUGAACAUACAGAACACUCUAGAACUCUGGAACCAAACCAGGCCUCAAUUCCUGCUGCCUUCCACGGAGCUUUCAGAGUUGUGAGCCCUCCUCUCUGACACCCCGUCACCCUCUCUCAGUACCUGACCCUGGGACACUUCCUGGUUUGUUGCUUCGUUCCUUUCACAUGGUGGUUGUCAUAGUUAUGUUAGUUUGAACUGUCACACCAUUUGUUUGAGGGUUUCCCGUUGUUUUUGUUUUUACCACCAACAACGUUGUUGCGGUGUUUUGUUAUUAUGGGAUGUACUGUUUACGGUGCCGUUGCUGAUUCAAGGACUUCUCCAGCUGUUCUCUCUGUCGUAUGUGGUGUUCGGGCAAUGCCUACUUAAUGCCGUUUUUAGUUCUGAUGCAUCUGAAAUAUUUAAUAAAUUUAAACUGAUUGGGAAAAA